GGUCUGUAUAAGCAGAUAUCGAUGUGCUGGACAAACUCUGUGAUGUCAGCUGGACUUUUCAUUGAAGUCGUAAACUGAAUUUGGAUUCUUCAUUUGAACAAAUGUUUGUGUUUUGAAAACCUUUGCUUUUUGAUAGAUAAAAUAUUUAAUUACUGCAUUUGUAAUAUAUGUGUGACAAAAUAGAGCAUUUCUACGUAAUUCUGUUGUGGAAUGUCUAACCUAUUUUAUUGUUAUUUCUUUCCGUCGGACUAGGAUAUUAAAAUGCACUAUCUCAAUUUAGUGUGCAAUGUGCAGAAAGUCAAUAAUUAAAACUUUGAAAAAGAACUGCUUGACUGUGGAAAUAUGCAGCUUGUGAACACCGAUUGCAAAGAAGCAUAUACAAGAUGCUUGCAAAAAUUGAAAAACUUCUGAUUAGAAAUCGAUCCUGAAGUUAAGAGAUAACGAAAAGACAAACGACAUUUUCGAAGUCAAAAGUCAGAUGACAAGACAAAAAUGCCUGUAGGAAACAGAAAAUGUGAACCAGAGAAAUUAACUUUUGGAUAACUGAAUAGAAAUAUUUCAAUGUAAUAACAAUGAUAAUAUUCCACCGACAAAGAAACUGCAAGCAAAAUGUGUGGCAGUUGGAUAUGACGAUAACCAUGGUAUUUCAGAGACACCGAAAAAAUAAAUACUGUGGAGAACGUUUAAAUUUCUCUUGGUACUGACAACUUAUGGAAGAUUUGGAUUUCUUUUGUUUUUGGCCACUUGUGAAAUAAUUGAAAACAGCUAAUAUGGAGAACGCUCGCGUUUCUCUUGUUAUUGACGAAUUAUGUAAUUAUUAAAGAUAAAUGAUGCAGAGAACAUUAGAGUUUCUCUUGUUAUUGACAACUUGUGAAAUGAUUAAAAAUAAAUAAUGUUGAGAACGUUUGCGUUUCUCUUAUUAUUGACAACUUGUGAAAUGAUUAAAGACGGAAACGUUAGCAUAGUAUUGUUUGAUGGUCUCUGCCCUAACACUGACAACGAUCUGAAUAAAUUGGUCAAUUCAGAACUACAAUUAGCAAACAAAUAUAUUUUCAGACAAAUUUGUAUGGAAGAGAAUGGUAAUAUUGAAACCAUUAUUAAGAAUGACACUGUAGAUAUGUUUAUUGGAACAAUGAAUCUGGAGAAUGAUAAAAAGUAUAUGAAAUUUGCUGAAUUUUUCAAUAGGCCUUACAUUUCGCCAAGUGGUAUUGAUAGACAUAAAGAUGGUGAAAUACUGUGGUCGUUAGGUGCAAAUUAUCAAAGAGUGGCCACUGUGCUCGGCAUAGUUUUGACCCAUUUUAAAUGGAGGAAAGUGUUACUUAUAACGGAAGAGAGAUCUGAAUAUGUAACAUUUGGGAAUGAGAUGUUUAUAGAAUUAGCACAUGACGGUUUCAGACCGACAAUAGAAUACGUCAGGAAUGACUUCGGAGAUACAGAGAUUGAAAAUUUGCUUUCAAAGGUCACGGAUCAGCAGAAAGGUGUUGUUCUACUUGCCCGGACUCAAAUGCGGGAUAGAAUCAUAGCACUUGCUGGCAGACAAGAAAACUUUGCAGAAAAACAUUCAUUGUUUAUAUUAGAGACAAAUCCCUAUCUUAAACCAAACAUCGAAUAUUUUAAUGACACAGUUUUUGCAAACACAACAAGUGGAAUUCUUCAUUCAAUAUUUCACUUGUAUCCUAGUUUUGAUAUUCUCGAUAGAAAAGUAACAAAACGGAGCACGAAGGAUCCAACUAUAUCAUUGCAACGAAUUACAAGACAAACGCGAAGUGUUUCAAAUGAUGACAUAUCAGUAAUAAAUUUCAUAUAUGACGCCGUAAUGGCUAUAGAUACACUCAUUUCUGACAAAAAUGUCAGUGAUUUAGGACAAUUAUUUCAUCUGUUAGCCAAUAGAACGUUUCAGUUGUAUUCUGGGAAAAUUAGAACUGACAUUUCUAAUAAUGUGUUAUUCGAUUUUGUGUUGAGUGACCUAGACAUCGAAAAAUGGGAAUCCAACCAAGCACAGGAAAUUAAACAACUUCAAGACAGCAGCUGGGAAAUUAUUGGACUAAGAGAGGUUCGAUGGCCGAAUGAUCAAGUCUUGGGUCCGGACGAAAGCUUCUAUUUAGAUUCCUGCAGGCAGGAAUCAGAAGGAAUGGAUGCACUCUACAUUCUUGCCAUAGCGAUAGCUGUACUGUUUGUUGCUGGAGUUGCAACUGCUAUUAUAAUAGCUGUAUGGCGGAAGAUAAUACACAGAGAUAUGUCUAAAGGUCAGCAUAAAGUUCUUUUAACGAAAGACGAUCUUGUUUUUCUGUCGAAACGUGAUGUCCAAAAAGGUUCUAAGUUGAUGAACGGUAACAGUAACUUGAUAGACCGACCAGAUUUAAUAAAGGACUCGAGUGGUAGAACUGCAACAAACAGGUCAAUGGUUAGUCUACAUGAAUAUGCUGAUAUUACAGAUACAGCGAGAUAUAAUGGUGACUUGGUUCAUGUAAAAGAGCUCAAAAUGAAGACUUUUGAAAUGAAAAGCAAGGUGUUACAUGUAAUCAAAACACUUAAAGAUGUACGGCAUGAGAACGUCAAUUUAUUUGUUGGAUUCUAUGAUGACCAAAAUGUUCCAGCAAUAAUAACAGAUUUUUGUAGCAGGGGCAGCCUUGAGGAUGUUUUAAACAAUAGCGACAUUAAACUCGACUGGGACUUCAAAGUGUCUUUGCUUACAGAUCUUAUACGGGGAGUUAGAUAUAUUCACAACAGUUCAUUACGAUGGCACGGCAACCUUAAAUGUCGCAAUUGUUUGAUAGACAGUCGUUGGGUUCUCAAGGUUUCGGAUUUCGGGCUUCCUAAUCUAUAUGGUGCUAUUAAGUUUCCGCCUAAAUUCCAAGAUUCAGAUCUCUUGUGUAUGGCACCAGAACAUCUAAGAGAUCCAGUUCCUGGUUUGAAGGGUUCAGAAAAAGGAGACGUUUACAGCAUUUCAAUUAUCAUGCAGUGCGUGGUCUUGCGCUCUGGCCCUUACAGUACUUCCGGCUUGACACCCUCUGAAAUUCUACAUAAACUGAAACAUCCACCGCCACUACUACGUCCGUCAGUGAGUCACGGCACAGCGCCACCGCAGUACAUACAACUGAUGAAGGUUUGCUGGACGGAAAACCCGGAAAUGCGACCUGGAAUGGAGGAAAUAUACCAACAGUUCAAAACAUUCACCGGUGGGAAAAAAAUGAACAUAGUAGACACAAUGUUCCGUAUGUUAGAGAAAUACUCAACAGACCUUGAAGAUCUUGUAAAAGACCGAACAUUACAACUUGAAGAAGAAAAGAAAAAAACUGAGCUACUUCUGUAUCGAAUGCUGCCACGGGUAGUUGCAGACAGUCUAAAAUGUGGACGAACUGUGCAGGCCGAACAGUUUUCGGAAGUAACAAUAUACUUCUCGGAUAUUGUCGGGUUUACCACAAUUUCUGCAAAUAGUACUCCUAUGCAAGUGGUUGAUCUACUGAAUGACCUUUAUACCAUGUUUGAUGCAACUAUAGACGCUUAUGAUGUGUAUAAAGUUGAGACAAUAGGAGACGCUUACAUGGUAUGUAGCGGAUUGCCGAUCAGAAACGGCAAUCGCCAUGCGGGAGAAAUCUCCACGAUGGCUUUAGAUCUGCUCUCUCAGUGCGGCAAUUUUACCAUCAAACAUAUGCAUGAAGUGCCACUCAGGGUCAGAAUUGGACUUCAUUCAGGUCCAGCGGUUGCAGGCGUUGUUGGGUUAACAAUGCCGAGGUACUGUUUAUUCGGGGAUACCGUUAAUACUGCAUCUAGAAUGGAAUCAACUGGUGCAGCGUAUCGAAUACAUAUCAGUGACACUGUGAAAAUUAUCCUUGACUCUCUUGGUGGCUAUCAAACAGAAUACAGGGGCGAGGUUGAACUCAAGGGAAAGGGUAUGGCUAAAACCUACUGGCUGACAGGGAAAGAUGGGUUCACGAAAGAACUACCGGAUCCGCCACCAUUAACGACUGGAGACAAUCAUGGGCUGUCACUUGAGAAAUUUAUUGGCGGUGCUAAGAAAGGAAAAGCUGAUGUGAGCAAAUUACCAUCGAAGCGUAUUUCAUCAACAGCCUCACCGUUUUUCCGAUCUAAAACCCAUGUUCUUGAAGACAGUGUUAGCAAUUCUAAACUGUCAGAGCAACGGGUAAGAAACUCAAUAAUCCAUGUGUCUCCAAAACAAGAGUCUCAAGAUAGCAGAAGUAACCUUAAUGAUAAUUUAAAUGUGACUGAUGUAAAAUGUCAGAGUGAAUUUACUAGUGAAGAUAUUGACACACGAGAAUAUUCACCAAUUGAUAAGCAUCAGCAAGGAAUGACUAAGGCAGAUUUAGAAGUGGUGAACACACAAACGGAAUGUAUUCAGGAUCAAUAUGUAUGCACAGAUCAUAUACAAAACAGUGCAAUCGACAAUAAUAAAGAUUUGUGUAACAGUAAAGAAACAACACGACAGUUAAAAUCUGAUUUAGAUUCACUAAAUGAAAAUGACAUAGACGAUCAUGUCCGUGAGUCAAAGAUAAGCGUUAAACCUUGCAAUACAGAUGACAGGCAUGUGACAUUUAGAAAACUGCGCACCAAAGACAUUGUCAAAAAUACACUGAAUGAGGACAGUGAAUAUGUUAUUACAAAUGUAAAAAAUAAAAAUGGUUCGUUUGAUAUACACGAUAUAAACCUGAAUUCACCAAAGCGGAAGACAAUUGAAACAAGGACUAGGAAGUCUAGUUCUACAUCACCACGGAUAAAAUCGUCCUCGGGUGUGUACCAGAAUAAAUCCAGAAAACCAAAUGAAACGAACAAUGGAUCUAAACGAAGACGUUCAAGUUUUCAAGAAAGCCUCGUAUAAAAAUUCAGUCAAAUAGUGAAUAUCCAGUCCCUGUUCUUGUUUUGUUGUGUUCGAAAAUGAUCAGGGUUAGUAGGCUCUAGCAUAGACCUGGUAUGGGGAACGAGCAUUACAUUUUGGCAAUGCUUACUUAAACUUGUCCUUUGGCGAAAUACUAAUGUCAUAUGACAGUUGUUCAAAAAAGACGGACUAAAAGGGAAAUUCGGUUGUAUUUGACGUACAAUGUAAACAAUAUACUUGACCAGGUUCUAAUUGAGUAUAUAGAUUUUGCCAACAUUGUUUUGCAGAUGCUUGGUAACAUAUUCACAGCCACAGGUCAGACGAAAUAUAAUAACUAUAAUGCUUGAUUUUGUAUGAUGAAAAUGUUUACAUUCAAGGUAUACCAUCCAUAAUUGGCAAUAACUAAAAUGCUAUAUAUGUAUAAAAAUCAUAUGUUUAGAGACAUACAUAUGCUAAGCUCGAGACUUACAGGUCAAGGGGUUCUAAAGAUAUUGAGCGGAGUCGGUUUUUUGUACUAACAGUCACUUUGCCCUUGACCUUUGACCCACUAACCACAGAAUUAAUAGAGCCAUUCACUACCCAUGAGCAGUGUUCAAAUCAAGUUAUCAAGUUAGAGCAUCAUAGUUCAAAACAUUUCUUAAAUUGAGAGUAAACGAAAUUGGUAACGGACAGGCAGACGUACAAGAGGACCUGUGCAAUCACAUAACACGUCGUAUAAAAGGCGUAUAAAACAUAUAAAAGUAAACGGUUCUUAAACCAACACAUUGAAAAUAACUAAAAUCAAUAGUUCAGAGUCUAACAUUGAAAAUAGCUAAAAUCAGUAGUUCAGAGAUUAUGUCACAAAGAGCUUCAAGUUGUCCUUAUAUGAUAUUGAUCGGAGAUUUAGAAAAUUUUUGAGUAUUCCAGGAGGUUUUCAGUUAUGGACGGAAUACGAAAAAAAAUGUUGAUUACCUUGUGUUUUUUUUUUUCUUCAAACUUUGUUACACUUUUUAAAUCAUUGCAUCUACAAAAUACAAUUUCUUGUAAUAAUUAAACGUCAGUGAAUAUCCACUGUUACAUCUGAAAAAUUACUUUAAAGAAAUUAUGAAUGUUUCUGAGAUGAACUUUGUAACCGAAAUGGAAAUCUUGAAUUUCGGUAAAAAAUCUACGAACUUCCAAAAGUAAAUUAAUACAUACGAGGUUUGUACUUUAUUAAUUAUACAAAUACAUAACGAGGCAACAUCAAUUUAGCUUUAGCCAAGUUGUAACCAACAUGUUGUAAUAAACCCUGGUUUAGACUGUUUUCACAUACUAUAGUUGAGUUGAGUGAUAUUGAUUUUCAUGUUAACAUCAUAAUAUUGUGAUAUUCCAGUGAUUUGUUGCAAGUUCCUAAAUUUGUCAUGAAUACGGUAACUAACUAGAAUAUUUUUACUGUUACCCUUUAAGGGAGUUAUUUUUAUUUGUACCUCUGAAUUAUAGAUAUAUGUGUUCAGUUCUUUGUGAAUAAUGUUCGUUUCAUGAGAAUUUUCUUUUUUGUUUUUGAUUUUGAUGUGACGUUAUUUUAACUUAUUGAAACUUGAUAUUUACAAAACGUUUUUCAGAAUAAAAUGUGAUAUAAUUUGUAAGUUAUUGUUACCUUAUCAAUAAACUUAUGGUACCCUUUGAAAAUCAAACACUAAUUAUCAAUUUGUGCAUUGAAUUCUAGACUUGAAAGUGUCCUCAGUAGAUAAUUUGUUUUAAGCCAAGAGGUGAAAACUGUCUGCAUCG
Molecule: messenger RNA, 6580 nt
Organism: Mercenaria mercenaria
Lineage: Eukaryota; Metazoa; Mollusca; Bivalvia; Venerida; Veneridae
Product: retinal guanylyl cyclase 2-like
Exons: 21
Coding region: 893-4837 (1314 amino acids)
Biological process (GO): intracellular signal transduction; cGMP biosynthetic process; protein phosphorylation
Molecular function (GO): peptide receptor activity; guanylate cyclase activity; ATP binding
Source: RefSeq, a predicted model, not a curated record